Messenger RNA from Lasiosphaeria miniovina, 346 nucleotides. RefSeq lists its product as uncharacterized. The record is from RefSeq and is a predicted model, not a curated record. NCBI's taxonomy places the organism in Eukaryota, Fungi, Ascomycota, Sordariomycetes, Sordariales, Lasiosphaeriaceae. Bases 72 to 326 code for a protein of 84 amino acids. The transcript has a single exon.
UCUUUGUGAGUUUUGCAUGACUUAUUGUUUACUAGUAUAAGUUACGGCUAGUGUUGCAUGUAUUAGAGUUUAUGUAUAUGCCUGUCUGCUGGGGUUCUGUGUUUGCAGUUGCUGUCCUGUCUGGGCGUUCUUAUCCCCUUUUCCUUAACUUCCGGUUCCCAUAUUUUGGUUUUUCUUGCUACGAUAAUAGUAAAAGAGACAGGUUAUGCCCAGUAUAUAAACCUAAAGUUCGAAAGGAGAAGUUGCUGGCACUGGGGUUUGUUUGUCCAGAGGAAUUGAUGCCGCUCAUGGACAGAUGCGAACCACUGGAACCGGGUCAGAGAUAAUGACCUCGCCCCCCCUUGGU